CGCUGUUAGCUUCCAGCUGCUCGUAGCUUCGCUCUGCUCGGCUCGGUUCGGAACAGGACAUCAUGAGCGACUUUCCAGACUACGAGGACGAAGCCUUCCCUCCCCUCCCGCCUCCUCUCUCCCCCGAUGGGGGAGGACAGCAGGAGGACCGAGACCCGUUCACCAACGAAGAAGAAGAAGGUGACGUUUCCAAACUGGCUGAAGUUCCUGCUGCUAAAAGAAAAGGAGUGAAGAGGCCUCAGCCGAAGCUCGACUCUCAGAGGCUGACUUCAGAACGAGGACUUCCUGCUCUGAGAACGCUGUUUGAAAACGUCCACUUUAAAGGCAAAGGACACGAGGUGGAGGAUCUGCGGCUGCUGAUGCAGAAGAUGGAGAACUGGGCUCACCGCUUGUACCCCAAGCUGCAGUUUGAAGAUUUCAUCGACAAAGUGGAAAAACUGGGCAGCAAGAAAGAAGUUCAGACUUGUCUGAAACGGAUUCGACUGGACAUGCCGCUGACGCACGAGGACUUCACAGGUGAGGAGGAGGCUCCACCUGAGCUGCAGGUGUUCGGGGAUCCUGACCCGUUCAGCAGCAGCUUCGUUAACGACGUCCAGGAUCCGGUCAGCUCCACUCCGGCUCCUGUGGCCCCUUCAGGACCCUCCGGACCUUCAGGACCGCCGACUCUGACCGAGGAGCAGCUCAGACGGAUGGAGCUGAACAGGAAGUUGGCUCUGGAGAGGAAGCUGGCCCGACAGCAGCAGCAGACGGACUCUCACACUGUCGAUACGUCUUCACUGGAGAUUGAACCCACGUCAGCUUCUUCUGCCAACGUCCUCAGCGGCUCCACUGAUCCGGAUGAGAAGACGGAGGAGCUGCAGCCGGCCGACGGCGACAAACAACAAGAACCAGAACAACAAGCAGAACAAGAACAGUCCAGCCAACCUCCAGACACAGACUCUGAGCCUCCUGCUGAACCUUCUCAGGCCGAACUAGAACCCAAACGUGAGCUUCAGGCGAACGUCGAGCUCCAGGAGGAGGAUUGAGACUCUGGUGAGAAGCUUGGACGCUGAGCUUCACCUGGAUGAAGAUCACCUUUAUAUUCAAAUCUCCUGUCGUCACCACCGCUGGUUCACGGCUAAUCGAACUCUGACUCCACGUUCUGGUGCAGAACCUGUUGUUCACUUGUAAACCGUUCCUGUGAGUUUCUCAUCGUAGCGUUUUGUUAGCCGACAGCGUUACUGAUACGUGGACCAACAGAAUCACUGCCUCAAAAGAUUCCAGCUCGUCUUUUAAGUGACGUUGGAGGUCCUGGACCUCCUCAGAGUCUCUGUCAUGGUCCCGUUGCCGCUAAACUCCCACAAUGCUCUCUGCUGCCACCAUGAGCUGCCUGUAGUCACGGCAACCGCCUCCACCGACGAUGCGUUUUCACAUGCACGACCUUCUUCUACUGCCGUGUUGUUGAAUGUUUUCUUUAGUUUUUACAGCAAUUAUUUGACAAACAUUAAUACCACUAAUUUAAUCCAACAAAAGGUCCAAAUUACGAAGACAUUCAGCCUAAAAAAGCAGCGAAUGUUGACAUUUUAACAAGCUGUGUUUACAUAAAGGUCAGCUGGAUUCAUAGCGUUCAACUAACCCAUCCAUCCCGCUCUAGAAUUCAGCCUCUCAGGUUUCACAGUCGGCAGAAGUUUGGUUGGUUUUCAAAAUUUCAGCGCCUAAACUUAUACGUUCAACCUGCAGAGUGGAACUCUGACUCCCCCUUGUGGCAAUAAGAGUCACUACACCUCCACGUCUUUCUAUUUUAGACUGUAAACGUUCAUCUGAAGUUUCUGCAUCUGCGUUAAACCCCAGAUUUACCUCCUUUAGUCGGCAUCGUUGAACACAGCAGACGUUCUGUUCGCUCUGCAGAUUCAACGUGACGAAUCAGAAACAAGUUUGUGCCUUAAAGUGAAUCACGACGGUCGGUUUCAGUUCUGCAGCCUGAAGCAAAGAAACGUCGGUAAAACUGACUUUAAAUGUUUUAAUUGAUGAACCAGAGAAAUGUCCAAACUGUGUUUCUUACAAAAUGUCCAACAAUAAAAAACAAUCCUUGCAAACAGAA
Stegastes partitus (bicolor damselfish) is the source of this 2080-nucleotide messenger RNA. RefSeq names its product timeless interacting protein (gene tipin). Gene Ontology annotation, biological process: DNA damage response; replication fork processing; DNA replication checkpoint signaling. The coding region runs from base 63 to 1025 and encodes 320 amino acids. Gene Ontology annotation, cellular component: nucleus; replication fork protection complex. The transcript has 8 exons. The record is from RefSeq and is a predicted model, not a curated record. Gene Ontology annotation, molecular function: DNA binding. NCBI's taxonomy places the organism in Eukaryota, Metazoa, Chordata, Actinopteri, Pomacentridae.